AUGUUCCAGCAAGAUGAUAUGAACGAAUGCGUUCUCAAUCUCUCCCAAGACAACGGAGGAAGCAAGAGCGAAUUCAAAAUCGGAGAAGCUUGGAACAGUUUGAAAACGAAAAGUCCUUCCGCUACUCGAAGAACCCCGCUGAAACGAAAACGAAUAGAAAAGAUUGAGCCUGAAAGUGAUUCAAACGAUGGAUCCUCUGGACCGACGGUGUUCGAGCCCGACUUGCAUUGUAGUAUCUGUGUGAACAUGUUCAAAGAGCCCCAUGUUACUCGAUGUGGACAUACUUUUUGCAGAGGAUGCUUGUCCCGGUCACUGGCUAUAUCGCCGAAAUGCCCAAAAUGCGACACUCAUGUUUCCAAAAAUGACCAUUUUCCAAACCACGCUAUAAACGACAUGAUCCGCGUUAGACACAGAAAUAAGAAACACCUAGAGCACAUGACGAUUGACCAGAUCGUUAACUUGCCUGGGAACAUUCCACUGGAUUCGAUCACUUCGAUAAUCGACGCCCUCCAAGAGCGUCGAGAAGUCGUUGAAGACCGCCAGCAAAGAAUUCACAACCACAUGCUUCACCAUUUUCUAAACAAAAUGAAGAUGAUGAAGCAAACGGAACUGGAUAAUCUCCGUCGUGAAAUAAAAACGAUUGAAGGAGACCUCGAAAUCGCCGAGAGAAACGUUCGCAACUCGGCUGACAGUGAGAAUGCACUUGUUCCAGACGCUGAUCGACCGGAUGUGAUGAGUUUAGUCGACUCAAGCUCAAGCAGAAGACGGCGGCUCGAUCACCACUUCGCUGAUCUGACUAGAUCGUACAUCGAAAACCGCUGCGCGAUAACAGAAAAGUUUACCCUAGAUGAUUUUUCGCACGAGUUGUCGAGAUUCACUGCCUACGAAAGAUUGCGACCUCUGGCAACGCUGCAAUACUCAAACGAAAAUAUCCAACAGAGCUCCAUCGUAUCUAGCAUUGAUUUCGACUGUGAUUCUGACUACUUUGCCGUGGCUGGUGUGACGAAGAAAAUCAAAAUUUAUGAUUACCACAAUGUGAUUAGCAACUCCGUAAGCACCUUCCACUUGCCGAUUCACGAGAUGAGCUGUCAAAAUAAGAUAUCAUGCGUCGUGUGGAACAAAUACCACAAAAACAAGCUUGCUUCCUCCGAUUACGACGGACUUAUUUCGAUCUGGGAUACCGUGUCCGGAAAGCAGACGGAGAAGUUCAAGGAGCACGAGAAGCGCUGUUGGAGCGUCGACUUUAACACGGUCGACCCCAAGAUUCUUGCUUCUGGCUCAGAUGAUGCAAAAGUUCGGAUAUGGGCUCUAGGAAUGCCCAAUGCGAUCACUACUAUUGAAGCAAAGGCGAAUGUCUGCUGCGUUCAAUUUAACCCCCAUACAAGUAUGCACGUUGCUUUCGGAUCAGCGGAUCACUGCGUUCACUACUACGACAUUCGUCGAUCAGACACACCCUUGAAGAUCUACAAAGGCCACAAGAAAGCUGUUUCUUACGUUAAAUUCUGCGACGAAAACACGAUCGUCUCUGCUUCGACGGAUUCUCAACUGAAACUGUGGAAGUGCGACGAGACUAGUCCUCAAUUCACCCUUUCUGGUCAUCAAAACGAACGAAAUUUUGUCGGCUUAGCGACCGACGGCGACUACAUUGCAUGCGGAUCAGAGGACAACAGUCUCUACGUCUAUUAUAAAGGGCUCCAAAGUCCGCUGAUGAAGUACGAGUUUAACUUGAAGCGCUCCCUUCUGAACGAUUUGCAAAGCAACCGCGAUGACUCGCAGUUCCUCUCCGCCGUGGCUUGGCGUCCAAGGUCUACCACUUUACUCGCCGCAAACUCUCAAGGCAUCAUCAAAGUCCUCUCCCUUGCCUGA
Messenger RNA from Oikopleura dioica, 1866 nucleotides. Lineage: Eukaryota; Metazoa; Chordata; Appendicularia; Copelata; Oikopleuridae. The record is from the annotation of a GenBank genome assembly.